AUGCCCAUUACGAGGAUAACAGCAACGUCAAGGUCCAAAAUGAUCCUUGCGAUUGCUUUCAAGGCCGCCUCGAAUUCUGUCAAUUUCAGCAUGAAGAUGCCAUUCAAACGAGCCCGUAAGUUCAAACCUUCUGAUACGCUAAUCUCUGGAGUUAAUGGCUGUCUCGUUGACAAGCCAAACUGCUUUACGAAAUCGUUCCAGUUUGCUGCGGACAAGCCCGGUGUCAAGGACACGGCCGUGGCAGGUGUAGCGCUGAACCACAGCCAGCAAAAUCUGCCCUCCACACCUGAGGAAGUAGAAUACGUCAGUGUGUCAAUGGAUGAAAAGCCCUCGGAACAAGACGCUCGUGCCUGCUGA
This is a messenger RNA of Aspergillus tanneri, 357 nucleotides long. RefSeq lists its product as uncharacterized. The coding region runs from base 1 to 357 and encodes 118 amino acids. Lineage: Eukaryota; Fungi; Ascomycota; Eurotiomycetes; Eurotiales; Aspergillaceae. The record is from RefSeq and is a predicted model, not a curated record. The transcript is spliced from 2 exons.